Messenger RNA from Trematosphaeria pertusa, 1485 nucleotides. Its product is annotated as Metallo-dependent phosphatase. Gene Ontology annotation, molecular function: metal ion binding; acid phosphatase activity. The record is from RefSeq and is a predicted model, not a curated record. The transcript has 2 exons. The coding region runs from base 1 to 1485 and encodes 494 amino acids. NCBI's taxonomy places the organism in Eukaryota, Fungi, Ascomycota, Dothideomycetes, Pleosporales, Trematosphaeriaceae.
AUGAACAUCUUACCGACCUCAGUAAAAGCCCUGCCGUUUCUAGCGGUCUGUGUAAUGGCAGCGGCCAGCUAUCCUGCCAUACCUCAGGAUCGUACCACUCCGGUGCAACAGCGUCUUGCUGUGAAAGGACCAAAUGCAUGGAAUACAUACCAGAAGCUCGACCAGGCUUGCGUUCAGUAUGGAACUUCAAGUGAUGCUCUUACCUCUGAAGCAUGCUCGACCGAUUCUGCUACAUAUCCCACCUCAAGGACGUACUCAAACGCAGUCACGCUUACUGGACUAACCCCGGCGACUACGUAUUAUUACAAGAUCGUCUCAACAAACUCCAGCGUAGAGCACUUCUCCAGUCCUCGUGUAGCAGGAGAUAAGACCCCUUUCUCCAUGAAUGCUGUCAUCGACAUGGGAGUUUACGGCGCCGACGGCUACACUAUCCAAGGCGAUAUGAGCAAAAGGGACACCAUCCCCCAGAUCGACCCCUCUCUCAAUCACACAACAAUUGGCCGUUUAGCGAACACAGUCGAUGAUUACGAGCUCAUCAUCCAUCCCGGCGAUUUCGCCUACGCCGACGACUGGUUCUACAAGCCCAAGAAUCUGCUGGACGGAAAAGACGCAUUUCAAGCAAUACUGGAGACCUUUUACAACCAGCUCGCCCCAAUCGCAGGCCGGAAACCAUACAUGGCCAGCCCAGGCAACCACGAGGCCGCAUGCCAGGAAAUCCCGUACACCACGGGCCUCUGCCCCGACGGCCAGGAGAACUUCACUGACUUCAUGAACCGUUUCGGCAAGAUGAUGCCAACGGCAUUUACCUCCACAUCUUCGGACAACACCGCGAAGGUCAAUGCGAACAAGGCUCAGGCCCUUGCAAAACCACCCUUCUGGUACUCGUUCGAGUACGGCAUGAUCCAUGUGACCAUGAUCGACACAGAGACCGACUUCGCCAACGCGCCCGACCAACCAGGCGGCUCCGCAGGCCUCGACAGCGGCCCCUUCGGCACCGCAACCCAACAGCUCGACUUCCUCGCCGCAGACCUCGCCUCCGUAGACCGCAGCGUAACGCCCUGGCUCGUCGUCGCAGGCCACCGCCCCUGGUACUCCACCGGCAGCAAUCGCUGCGCACCCUGCAAAGCCGCCUUCGAGCCCCUCCUGUACAAGUACGGCGUCGACCUCGCCAUCUUCGGACACGUGCACAACUCGCAGCGCUUCCUUCCUGUCAAUGACACGAAGCCGGAUCCGAAGGGGAUGAACGACCCCAAGGCGCCGGUGUAUAUCGUUGCAGGGGGCGCCGGGAAUAUCGAGGGCUUGAGCGGGGUGGGGAGUAAUUACUCGACGAAUGUUUUUGCCUAUGCCGAGGAUUUUAGCUAUGCGACUGUGAGCUUUUUGAGCGAGAACGAGGUCAAGGUGGAGUUUAUUAGGAGUUUGACUGGGGAGGUGCUGGAUUCGAGUGUGUUGUAUAAGAGUCAUGGUCAGCAGUUUGUGGUGCAGUGA